UAUUUUAAACUAUUCUCGCUUGUGGGAUGAAGACUCUUGGAUAAUUCCCCUUUCUGAGUUUCCAGAUCGAAUAUAGAAUCUUAUGUGUUGUUUUUGAGUUUGAUGUGAAGUUUUACACUGUUCAUGAUUAUUAUUUUUUUCUUGAUUACAUGUUGUAAAAUUCUACUUGAUUAGUAAUUUUUUUUUAAUUAAAAGGCACUGCUCAUAAUUUUUGCUUUUGUUAUGGUCAGUCGGUGAUAAUUGUGUGAAUGUGGGGUUGGAGAUUUAGAUUAACUAUUAUUGAAAUCACAUUGCAAAGUUACUUUUGUGGCUUGCUAUUUCUGUGUUUUUGGAUUCUGAUUCACAAGGGAAAUAUAAAAAAAUUUAUUGGCUACUGGUUUAUUUAGCUUUGAUUUGUUCACGGGGUCACUUGCUUUUAGAUUUUUUUAAUUCCAUUUGAUACGUUUUAUUCUUCCUUGUGGGAUGGAGACUCUUGGGUAAGCUAUUAAAAAAUUAUUUGCAUCCAAUUCAGUAAUAGCAUAGUAUAGACACUGAUUAUUGGUAAGAUUUAUGUAGUGUGUUGUUCUUGGAUUAUAUAUUUUUUGGUGAAUAAUAGGUACAUCAUCCACAUAAGGGUGAUAGACCACACCGAUGCUGCCUCUUUUGUUUUGUUCGAUGGAGAAGCUGCAAAGUUUCUUGGAGUUUCUGCUAAGGACCUUAGGCAGUCUUGUGUGACUAAGGGUGUUGAGAAAAAUUCCUGUCCCGAAGAGAUUAAUAAGCUUAGGGAUAUUAAGUUCAUCUUCAAAGUGCAACUCAAGAUGAGGAAUCUGAACUCUUAUGAACCAUAUGCGAUUCAUGUGCUGAGAAUGACUAAUGAGAAUUCUCUGGUCUCUGCCUUCUUGGAUAAAUACAAUCCCGACACUGGCCUUUUGUCCCAUGAAAAUUCUGAACUAUUGAGUUUGUCUACUGGUCCAUACAACACUUCUAAGGCUUGUGAGAGUGAGCCAACUCCAUCUCCUGCAGUUGAUGAGAAACAUAAUUCUAAGAUUCUCGGAGCUAAGAAACAUAUUGAAGAGAUUGGAGAGGAGUCAGUUUCAUCCAAAUCUAAGAAAGGGAAGUGGGUUGUGGGGGAGGACUAAAUCAACACGCCUCUACACAGUUCGAUUUAAAAUAUAGGAGAAUAAUUUAUUUAAACUAUUAUUUGAAUGAACUAUGGUUGUUUGAGAGUUAUUAGGA
This is a messenger RNA of Arachis ipaensis, 1215 nucleotides long. The record is from RefSeq and is a predicted model, not a curated record. NCBI's taxonomy places the organism in Eukaryota, Viridiplantae, Streptophyta, Magnoliopsida, Fabales, Fabaceae.